GUAAUGUGAGGCGUCGCGUUACCAUGGUAACACACCAACUUCAGUAACAAAGCGCAUGAAAAAUGUCUGCUCCGGUGGCAAAAGAGGAAAGACCGACGAAACGCACCCUGGUGCUGAGGCCCUCUUCUCGAAGAACAAACGUGUCAGUGUCGGGACCUCAGGGAGUCAACCAAAGCUCAAGGCAAACAAACAGCGUGAUCUUCUCCCCGAGCAAGAGGCGCCUGAGUCUGGCCGCUGGCAGCAGAGUUCUGGAGAAGAGCACCAUUCAAACUCCGAGACAGUCUGUUCGGGUGUUUGAUGAAGAAGACAAUGACGUCACUCCUCAGCCACUGUACCAAGCAGACCCAGGAGCAGUGCAGGCCAAAGCCAGCAGGUUCUUUGCGGAUGAAUUCUCAGCUGGAUCAUCAUCAGAUCAGACAACAACCACAGGGAGCUUCGCCAUGCCUUUCUCCAGGUCGGUAUUGGGAAGCAGCAGAAUAUCUAGCCAGUCCACAAUAGAGUCAUUGAAUGAGGAGAUUGAGGAUACAUUUUCCAAACGAGACCUGCCCAACUUCUACCCAGACGUGAGAGGCAAAAAGGACACAGUGAAAGAACAAAUGACAGAAGAUAUGUUGAAAGAGGUCAUAGACGUCUUCAUCACUGAGACGGAGGAUAUUUCACUGCUGGACAUACCCAGCACCUUCGUGUCAGUGCAAGCUGAUGAGGCACAAGACAUCAUAGAGAGGAACAGUCGCUAUGCCGAGGUUUGCAGGAAUAAGUUGGGCAAUGAUAACUAUGAGGACCGAUCGAUGCAGACAAUGAAUGGAGCUACUAAAAACAAACAGGUCCAGACUGACAGCAUGGUCAUGGUGGAAGCAGCCACGACUGUUACCACUUGGGACAUGUAUGACACCUUCUGCAGCACCGAUCAGGAAGAAGCUAUGGAUAAACCCACAGCAGAGAAGGAUGAUUAUCCAGAGGCUGUUGUGGACUCCAGUAGAGGCACAGAGAAGAGUGUGUCAAUGGGCAGCACAACCAGUACAGUCUGUGCCUCUUCAGUUAGUGUUUCUAGCUCGCUGAAAGAGGUGGAAGCAUUGGGGAACAGUUUUUACUCAGAGUCAGAACUGCAGCUCAUCAUGUUGUCGGAGAAAUUCCAGCACUGCUUACUAGUGAUGGAGAGGAGCAUACUGCGAAACAGCUUCCAACCUCAGCUGUCUGCUUACAGGCAACUCCCUGUACUACAAGAUCCAGAUAGCCCUAUGAAGCCUGGGGCUGUAGGUCAGAGACUGGGGGAUACCGAAAGUGCUCCAUCUCCAGCCCUGGAGUGUCUCUGGGUUUUCAGCUGUGAGCUGAGCAGAAGACGCAGCAUCAGCAGCAUGGCCUGGAACAAGAAGAACCCGGACCUCCUGGCUGUGGGAUAUGGCGAGUUUGACUCCCAGAACCAGAAAUCAGGUCUGGUGUGCUGCUGGUCUGUCAAAAACCUCAUGUGGCCUGAGCGUAUCAUCCACUGUGACAGCGCUGUGACUUCCCUGGAUUUCUCAGCCAGCAGCCCCAGUCAGCUAGCUGUGGGGAUGUAUGAUGGCAGCAUAGCUAUCUACAACAUGCAGAGUCAAGACAGCGAGUCACAUGUUAUCAGCAGCCGUGAAUGUCUCAACAGACACUUGGGGCCUGUCUGGCAGCUUAGGUGGACUCAGCAAGAGCUGAGCUUGACAGGAGAGGAAAAGGUAGAAGCUCUCUUCUCUGUGGGUGCAGAUGGCAGGAUAAGCAAAUGGUUUGUCUUCAACAAUGACCUCGACUGCAUAGACCUGAUGAAAAUCAAGAGAAUUCAUAAUCCAAAGAAGAAGGCAGGAGAGAAGAAGACAGAGAAGACGACAGAAAGUGUUCUGUCAGCGCUGACUCCUGGUCUGUGUUUUGACUUCCAUCCAACAGACUCCAAUAUAUACUUGGCUGGUACAUCAGAAGGUCUCAUCCACAAAUGUUCCUGUUCCAACAGUCAGCAGUUUCUGGAGACUUACAAGAAACACUGUUGUCCUGUGAACAGCAUCACUUGGUGUCCACUCCAUCCUGAUGUGUUCCUGAGCUGCUCCGCUGACUGGACCAUCCACCUUUGGAAGCAGGACCACCUGCAACCUGUGUUAAGCUUCACCUCCACCCAGAGGGCUGUGCACAACAUCAAGUGGUCUCCAAAGUGGGCCACAGUAUUUGGAGCUGUUAAUGAAGGACAACUAGAAAUCUGGGACCUGAAUUCAAGCCUUCUGGAGCCAGUCACUGUGAAGCCUGCUGCCCCUGGUGUGAGGAUGACGUCCCUGCUGUUUGCCUCACAGACAGACUGCGUUGUGGUGGGAGACAGUGAUGGACAAGUUACCUUCUACCAGCUCAAGAACCUUAGGAUGGGGGAAACCAGCCAGGUGGAAGUUCUAGAAAACCUACUGCAUUCUGUAGCUUCCAGAUAACUCCAGGAAACAGACAAAUUUAUAUCCAAUUUAUGGGUUUCUGUCUGCGGAAGAUUUA
Mugil cephalus (flathead mullet) is the source of this 2490-nucleotide messenger RNA. RefSeq names its product dynein axonemal intermediate chain 4 (gene dnai4). Gene Ontology annotation, cellular component: axonemal dynein complex. Gene Ontology annotation, biological process: cilium movement. The transcript has 17 exons. The record is from RefSeq and is a predicted model, not a curated record. The coding region runs from base 63 to 2432 and encodes 789 amino acids. Gene Ontology annotation, molecular function: dynein light chain binding; dynein heavy chain binding. Lineage: Eukaryota; Metazoa; Chordata; Actinopteri; Mugiliformes; Mugilidae.